CGCCAUAAUUCAAAACAUUUUUUUUCUACCACAGAAGAAGAGGAAAAAAACAAGUGCAUACUUUGUGCAUCUAGACGGUCGGUUUCGAACGAAUUUGUUGCAGUUUGUGAGAAAAUGGACCCGACCUCCCAAUUCUUCUCUAAACUUCGGAAACUGGCGGUGGGUCUGGAAUCAGAAACUGUCAGGCUACAGCGCUUAUAUGAGAAACGUCACAACGAACCCGACGACGAAACCAUAAUCAGGGCCACGCGGGCGUAUCACGAGCUGAACAGUGAAGUCGGGGGACUUAAGGUGCAGAUCCAGGAUACCCUGGCUCAGCAGAAAGCCAAAAUAAGCAAGGUGGAUGACUUUAUCAAGGCCUGUGGAGUGCUGGAACAGAGGGUCACUAAAGACAUUCAGGUUGUUAGGGAACACCUGGAAAAAUACGGCUAUCAAGCUCCAUGCAACACCCAGAGAACUUCGAAGCCAAAUGAUCAAGGGACCAAGUCAGAAAAUGAAGCUGUUGAACCGGAUAAAAGCAGCUCAGUGGUGGGGGAAGGUGGAAACCAGGAUGAUGAUGAAGAAAAUCCCUGUUUAUCCUCUCAGGAAAUGGAGCUGCCUUUCACUGACCUGAUGCGAACCCCUCAGCUAUCUGAUUUUGGUUUGUCCGAGAUGCAGCUGAAGAGAGCUCUCGCUGGGACAGAGUGGUGCUCGGAAGUUCCAUCUAUGCCAGAAAUGAGCCUCCCACAACCCUCGCUUGACAUGCCUGCACCGCCCCCCAUACCCAUAACCCCUAAGUGUGCCCUGAGGAUGGAAGACGCAGAGCUCCAAACACCUCAAAUGCAUGAGUUUGGCAUCACAGAGAGAACCAUGUGUCUGAACAAUGACUUCACUAUGGAUUUGUUUCGCAAAAAUGCUUCAAAACCCAACAAGACACCUGAAGAAAUGCCUGCACUGGAAAGCCUGAAGAGUAAAGCUGACAUCCUGAAGUCUCCUGAACCACCACUUCUUUGUACCCCGGGGUUCAAGAUAAAAAAGAAAAACAAUCCGUGCCCCCUAAAGCUGGACGGCAACAGCGACCCGGGGUCCCCUGAUCCUCCUGCUAACCUGGCCACCACCCCCGAAGUUCCAGCCUUUCAAACUCCGUAUGUGAACCGACUGGUCAGCUCUAAGAAGAUCGCCCCACAGCCUGAGGAAGUCGACAUGGAAACAGACGAGGAAAGCCACAUCUUUAAACCUCAGCUUUCUCACUGUAACAGAGCGGCUGGCUCCAAACGCACCUGGGACUACAAUGCAGCGGACACUGUUGCAUUUGGUGUUGAAGAAAGACAGAUGCCGGAGAUGCCCAACCUGGAGUCAGAUUUAGGAAAUUCUUUGCAAUGUAGAAAUGGCAAACUAAGUAAAGCAAAAAAAGCCUCAAGGGGCCCUGCUGUCAGCAGCCUGGAAGCAGACGGACCCACUCAGGAGUUCAGCUUGGGGACCCCUCGCAUCAGAAACAACUUUGUGGAGCCCAGCACCCCUGAGAUGCCAGACCUUAGCUCUGUUACACAGGACAUUUGCAAAAUGGUGUCCCAGGCUCAGAAAAAAAAAACUGCUGCCACACAACCACAUGUCAGCUCUCUCCGGCGUGCUGAAAGUCUGUCUGUGGUGUCGCAGAGCGAGUUCCAAACUUUACCUGGCUACCUGAGGCGGAUGACUCUCAGCAACCUCAACCAGGCAGUCAGCAACAUCAACAGAUUCACAGAGCAGAGUCGAGGUGAAAUAGAAGAGUUGACAACGGAGGAGCUUAAGAGGAUUAUUGCUGUUGGAGCUAUGGCCCCUGUUUACAUCCUCUGCCUGCAGGAGCUCAAAAGGGUAAAGCAGGUGGAUGGACUCAUCGACAAUCUUGUUUACAAACUGAUAACUAACUAAUAAUCUAACAAUGAUCCAAAUUGAAUUUGAUCUAAACGGUGAAUGUUUAUUAUAUUUAGUCUCAUUUUCAUCCUGCUAAUGUUUUUGCUGCAAGAUGAGUUUUUAAUUAUUUGUUGUACACAGAAAACUUGUUUAGUAGAUGUGGAGGUUUUUGAUAUAUAGUUUGUAAAUACUGUAGAGGGAUUAACUUAAAAUUGUGCAAUUCAAUACAUAUUGUGUAAUAAAAUGCAAUAUCUUGUG
Oryzias latipes (Japanese medaka) is the source of this 2130-nucleotide messenger RNA. It is a transcript of the gene ska3, whose product is annotated as spindle and kinetochore associated complex subunit 3. Lineage: Eukaryota; Metazoa; Chordata; Actinopteri; Beloniformes; Adrianichthyidae. Gene Ontology annotation, cellular component: spindle microtubule; outer kinetochore; kinetochore. Gene Ontology annotation, biological process: chromosome segregation; mitotic cell cycle. The record is from RefSeq and is a predicted model, not a curated record.